AUGGCGUCUGCAACAUCGUUUGGGUGUUCGAAUUCGGGGUUCCAGAUGGGUGUGAACCACGGCUCGGUCACUAACCACUUCCACAUGCCUAUCGAAGAAACGAAAGAGAUAAAUCCUAGGCCUUGUGAUCAACCUCAAGCCCACUACGUUAUCCCAUCCUUGGAGAAUCGUCACUUUACUGGCCGUGAAUUCACGCUAGAUGAGCUUCAACAGAGGCUAUUUCUACAAGCGAAUACUGAAAAACUAGCUCUAUUCGGACUAGGUGGCAUCGGCAAAACUCAAGUUGCUCUUCAGCUUGCUCGCUGGGUGAAAGUGCACGUACCAGACUGCUCAAUUUUCUGGGCUCCUGCCCUUAGUCUCGAGAGUUUUGAGCAGGCUUGUUCGCAAAUCGUGAAAGAGCUGCAAAUCCAUCAGAAUUCAGACGGUGAAAGUGCGAUGGAAUUAGUACACCGAGAGCUAAGCUCUGAUAAAGCCGGAAAGUGGCUUUUCAUUGUCGAUAAUGCCGAUGAUGUGGACCUGCUUUUCGAUGAGCUUGAUCAGUAUUUCCCUGCUAGCAAGGAAGGCGUUACUUUACUCACUACUCGUUCCCGCGAGGUGGCGCUAUCUUUCGCAGGAAGGGAUAAAGUCGAGCUCCAAAAAAUGACAACCAAGGAAGGGAUUGCUUUUCUUACUAAAAUUGUAGGAGAAGACUCACUUUGUGAUCAGAACUCCACCAUACAAUUACUGGAGGAGCUGAACUUCCUACCACUGGCUAUUUCACAGGCAGCUUACUAUAUUUGUCGAAAUGAUGGAACCACUAUACGGUACCUCGAGCUUAUGCAUAAAACCGAAAAAGACCGGAUGCGUCUGGCGAGCAGGGAGUUCCACGACAGCACUCGCUACCGUAGAAUGCCAAACGCGGUAACCACCACAUGGCUUAUCUCAUUUGAUCAGAUUCAGGGCUCUGAUCCCUCUGCUGCUGAUUUGUUGGAAUUUAUGUCUUACCUUGAGUCAAAGGCAAUCCCGCGAUCUAUUCUCCCCACCCUCAAUUCGGAAGAGGAGAUGGAGUUUGCAAUUGGUACGCUGUGUAGCUAUGGAUUUCUGACCAGGAGAGACAAUGAGAAUAUGUUUGAUAUGCAUAGCCUCGUACAGCUAUCAACCCGAGUGUGGAUAACAGAGGCACGGAAGACACGGCAGAUUAUCGCGGCCGUAACGCAACAUAUGGAUAAGUGUUUUCCAUCCGAUGAAUAUACAAAUCGUGAGACAUGGAGGAUGUACCUACCACACGCCCUUGAAAUUCUCAGGAGAGAGGAAAGUAAAGAUACAAGUGAGAGGUAUAGCUUACUUUCUAAGGUUGGUAAUUGCGUUCUAGCGGAUGGCCGAGCAAAAGAAGCUGUCGCUUUUUUUGGAGACGUGUGUGCAUGGAAUGAAAGCCACUAUAAUGAAGAACAUCCUGAUCGACUGGCGUCUCAGCACGAUCUCGCAGGGGCAUAUAGAUCCAACGGGCAGAUCAAGCAGGCUGUGCAGCUACUCGAGCAUGUGGUUGCAGUGCAAGGGAGAACGCUCGAUGAAGAACAUCCUGAUCUACUAGCGUCUCAGCACGAGCUCGCAGGGGCAUAUCAAUCCAACGGGCAGAUCAAGCAGGCUGUGCAGCUACUCGAGCAUGUGGUUGCGGUGCGAGAGAGAAUGGUAGAUGAAGAACAUCCUGCUCGACUGGCGUCUCAGCACGAACUCGCAGGGGCAUAUCAAUCCAACGGGAAGAUCAAGCAGGCUGUGCAGCUACUCGAGCAUGUGGUUGCGGUGCAAGGGAGAACGAUAGAUGAAGAACAUCCUAAUCGACUAGCGUCUCAGCACGAUCUCGCAGGGGCAUAUAAAUCCAACGGGAAGAUCAAGCAGGCUGUGCAGCUACUCGAGCAUAUAGUUGCAGUGGAAGAGAGAACGCUUGAUGAAGAACAUCCUGAUCGGCUAGCGUCUCAGCAAACUCUCGCAGGGGUAUAUCAAUCCAACGGGCAGAUCAAGCAGGCUGUGCAGCUACUCGAGCAUGUGGUUGCGGUGCGAGGGAGAACGAUAGAUGAAGAACAUCCUGAUCGACUAGCAUCUCAGCACGAUCUCGCACGGGCAUAUUAUUCCAACGGGCAGAUCAAGCAGGCUAUGGAGCUACUCGAGUAUGUGGUUGCGGUAAAAGGGAGAACGAUAGAUGAAGAACAUCCCUCUCGACUAGCGUCUCAGCACGAACUCGCACGGGCAUAUUAUUCCAACGGGCAGAUCAAGCAGGCUAUGCAGCUACUCGAGUAUGUGGUUGCGGUGCAAGGGAGAACACUCGAUGAAGAACAUCCUGAUCGACUGGCGUCUCAGCACGAUCUCGCUGGGGCAUAUCAAUACAAGGGGCGAAUCAAGCAGGCUGUGGAACUACUCGAGCAUGUGGUUGCGGUGCAAGCGAGAACACUCGAUGAAGAACAUCCUGAUCGACUGGCGUCUCAGCACAAUCUCGCACUGGUAUAUCAAUUCAACGGGCAGAUCAAGCAGGCUAUGGAGCUGCUUGAGCAUGUGGUUGCGGUAAAAGGGAGAACGCUUGAUGAAGAACAUCCCUCUCGAAUAGCGUCUCAGCGCGAACUCGCACGGGCAUAUCAAUCCAACGAGCAGAUCAAGCAGGCUGUGUAG
This is a messenger RNA of Penicillium atrosanguineum, 2640 nucleotides long. RefSeq lists its product as uncharacterized. The record is from RefSeq and is a predicted model, not a curated record. Bases 1 to 2640 code for a protein of 879 amino acids. Gene Ontology annotation, molecular function: ADP binding; protein binding. The transcript is spliced from 2 exons. Lineage: Eukaryota; Fungi; Ascomycota; Eurotiomycetes; Eurotiales; Aspergillaceae.